AUGCUGAGCAGGUGGAUGAGUGGCAGCAGCAGGAACCUGGACCGCGAGUACAACUGCACCGUGCGGCUGUUGGACGACAGCGAGUACACCUGCACCAUCCAGAGAGAUGCCAAGGGUCAGUACCUGUUCGACCUUCUCUGCCACCACCUGAACCUGCUGGAGAAGGACUACUUUGGCAUCCGCUUUGUGGACCCCGACAAGCAAAGGCACUGGCUGGAAUUUACCAAGUCCGUUGUGAAGCAGAUGCGGGCCCAGCCUCCCUUCACCAUGUGCUUCCGUGUCAAGUUCUACCCCACGGAUCCUGCGGCUCUGAAGGAGGAGAUCACCAGGUACUUAGUCUUCCUGCAGAUCAAAAGGGAUCUCUACCACGGCCGUCUCCUCUGCAAGACCUCGGAUGCUGCUUUGUUGGCCGCCUAUAUCCUUCAAGCCGAGAUCGGGGACUAUGACCCAGGGAAGCACCCAGAAGGCUACAGCUCCAAGUUCCAGUUCUUCCCCAAGCACUCGGAGAAGCUGGAGAGGAAGAUCGCAGAGAUCCACAAGUCGGAGCUGAGUGGGCAGACACCGGCUACUUCAGAGCUGAAUUUCCUCCGGAAAGCCCAGACUCUGGAGACCUAUGGGGUUGACCCCCACCCUUGCAAGGAUGUGUCUGGGAACGCAGCGUUUCUGGCCUUCACCCCCUUCGGGUUUGUUGUUCUGCAGGGAAACAAGAGAGUUCACUUCAUCAAAUGGAACGAGGUGACCAAGAUGAAGUUUGAAGGGAAGACUUUCUACCUGUAUGUAAGUCAGAAAGAGGAAAAGAAGAUCGUUCUCACGUACUUUGCCCCAACCCCAGAAGCCUGCAAACACCUCUGGAAGUGUGGGAUAGAAAACCAGGCUUUCUACAAGCUGGAGAAGUCGAGCCAGGUCCGGACUGUGUCCAGCAGCAACUUGUUCUUCAAGGGAAGCCGGUUCCGAUACAGUGGCCGCGUCGCGAAGGAGGUGAUGGAGUCCAGUGCCAAGAUCAAGAGGGAGCCCCCUGAGAUUCACCGGGCAGGGCUGGUGCCGAGCAGGAGCUGCCCCUCCAUCACCCAUGGCCCCCGGCUGAGCAGCGUGCCCCGCACCCGCAGGAGAGCCGUGCACAUCUCCAUCAUGGAAGGCCUGGAGUCCCUUCGGGACAGCGCCCACUCCACCCCGGUGCGCUCAUCCUCCCAUGGCGAUGCCUUCGCAGCCCCGGCACGCGGCGGCCGUGCCGACAGCAGCGAGCGCGUGGCCGUCAUCGCGGAUGAGAACUACAGCCCCGCGGACAGCGUGCUGCCCACACCGGUGGCCGAGCACAGCCUGGAGCUCAUGCUGCUGUCGCGCCAGGCCAACGGUGCCCCCUGCUCCAUCGAGGAGGAGAAGGAGUCGGAGGCCGGCACGCCGGCGGCGGAGGAGGCGGGCGAGCUGCGGGCGCUGUGCCCCGGCACCGGCGGGCUGGGUCCGGCACAAGCCGAGCAGGUGAAUAAGUUUGUUCUAAGUGUCCUCCGUUUGCUCCUUGUGACUGUUGGACUCCUCUUUGUCUUGCUCCUCCUCCUCAUCGUCCUUACCGAGUCCGACCUUGACACUGCCUUUUUCCGCGAUAUCCGCCAGACCCCCGAGUUCGAGCAGUUCCAUUACCAAUACUUUUGUCCCCUCAGGCGAUGGUUUGCCUGCAAAGUCCGCGCCGUGGUAAGCCUGCUCAUUGACACCUGAAGGCAGGAGCCGGGGGCCUGGGCAGAGACCUUCGGCACACGCUCAUAACCCUCCCUUCCCGACCCAGAGCGCACCGGGAGGAAGAGGAGGGUUGGGUGCAGCCCCCGGAGCCUCCUUCCCCCUG
Messenger RNA from Melopsittacus undulatus (budgerigar), 1834 nucleotides. It is a transcript of the gene FRMD5, whose product is annotated as FERM domain containing 5. Gene Ontology annotation, cellular component: cytoskeleton. The record is from RefSeq and is a predicted model, not a curated record. Lineage: Eukaryota; Metazoa; Chordata; Aves; Psittaciformes; Psittaculidae. The transcript has 14 exons. Gene Ontology annotation, molecular function: cytoskeletal protein binding. The coding region runs from base 1 to 1710 and encodes 569 amino acids.